Molecule: messenger RNA, 154 nt
Organism: Paramecium primaurelia
Lineage: Eukaryota; Ciliophora; Oligohymenophorea; Peniculida; Parameciidae
Source: the annotation of a GenBank genome assembly
AAUGACUUUGAAUAACCUUAAAUCACAGAAAAUGGUCAUGAUAAGAAGAGAAAAAGUUGGUAAAGCGGAAGAUAUUGAUUUAAGUAGAAAAAAUUUAAUUAUGUAAAUAAAAUGUGCUUAGUUUCGAGAAGUAUUCUUUUGUAUGGAAUGAUGG